Messenger RNA from Ylistrum balloti, 5185 nucleotides. Its product is annotated as ras-related GTP-binding protein A. Gene Ontology annotation, biological process: regulation of autophagy; positive regulation of TOR signaling; cellular response to starvation. The coding region runs from base 77 to 1003 and encodes 308 amino acids. The record is from RefSeq and is a predicted model, not a curated record. Gene Ontology annotation, molecular function: GTP binding; GTPase activity. NCBI's taxonomy places the organism in Eukaryota, Metazoa, Mollusca, Bivalvia, Pectinida, Pectinidae. Gene Ontology annotation, cellular component: lysosome; nucleus; Gtr1-Gtr2 GTPase complex. The transcript is spliced from 8 exons.
UAUCGUAAUCAUGUGAUGCAAGACGAUGAAACUUCAGUGACAAGUUUCGUUCAGUAAGCACGAAGAAAAACUCAAGAUGAAGAAAAAGGUGUUACUCAUGGGAAAGAGUGGGUCUGGAAAGACCAGCAUGAGAUCCAUCAUCUUUGCCAACUACAUAGCCAGAGAUACUCGCAGACUGGGAGCUACAAUUGAUGUGGAACAUUCUCAUGUCCGUUUUCUUGGAAAUCUUGUUCUAAAUCUCUGGGAUUGUGGAGGUCAAGAGGCAUUUAUGGAAAGCUACUUUGCAAGCCAGCGUGACAACAUAUUUCGUAAUGUAGAGGUACUAAUCUACGUUUUUGAUGUAGAGAGUCGAGAGCUUGAGAAGGAUAUGCAUUAUUACCAGUCCUGCCUUGAGGCCAUCCUCCAGAAUUCUCCUGACUCUAAGGUCUUCUGUCUGGUACACAAAAUGGACCUUGUUCAAGAUGAUCAGCGAGACUUUAUAUUUCGAGAGAGGGAGGAAGAUCUCAAGCGCCUGUCUAAGCCAUUGGACUGUACAUGUUUUGCAACAAGCAUCUGGGAUGAAACACUCUACAAGGCAUGGUCAAAUAUUGUCUACCAGCUCAUCCCAAAUGUACAACAGAUUGAAAGCAACUUGGCAAAUUUUGCCAACAUCAUAGAGGCAGAUGAGGUUCUGCUAUUUGAAAAGGCCACAUUUCUGGUGAUCUCUCAUUGCGAACGAAAACAGCACAAGGAUGUCCAUCGAUUUGAGAAGAUCAGUAAUAUCAUAAAACAGUUCAAGCUAAGUUGUAGUAAACUUGCAGCAAAUUUCCAAAGCAUGGAAGUGCACAAUUCGACCUUCUCCGCCUUCAUUGAGGGCUUCACCUCGAACACCUAUGUCAUGGUUGUAAUGUCAGAUGGAUCCAUACCUUCAGCAGCAACAUUGAUUAACAUCAAAAAUGCUAAAAAGCAUUUUGAGAAAUUGGAAAGAAUGGAAUCCAACCAUCAUCCAAUUACUGCAAGGUGAAGACAUGAAAAAGGACGCAGUGAAUUCCAGUCUUGAUAUUUAUAGCCAGUUCUCAUGGAAACUCUCAUCAGAAUUUCUACCAGUAACAAACUCAUGUACAAUGCUCUCUUAACUGGACCAUGCAAGUCCUUUAAAUACAGUUUUUUUUUGGACCUUACUACAUUUAGUAUAGACUGCAGACUUUUUUCUCAGGUUUUUUUUUCAACUUGAAACAUAUCAGUAUAGGGAGAUACAUUGAAAAUUGUAUCAAUAGUAAGAUUCCUAAGCAAUUUCAUGACAUUUUUUGAACAAUAAUCCUUCCUGCUGCAAACUUUUAGCAAAUUUAAAAAAUUGGAACCAUCAAGAAAAUGAUCCUUUGUUAUAUUUUAGACAAUAAAGUAACUUUAUAUACCCUGGCAGUAUGGUUUUCAAGAGAGAGAAAAAAACCUGUGUGUCUUAAAAUUAUAGAUUCUCAUUAAAAUGCUUAUGAUAUUUCCCAGUACAAUUUCUCAUUGGAAUCCCUGUGUCAGGUAUUUGGUCUGUAGACUUGUAUUAGAAUUGGUUUGUACAAAAUGGUUUCCAUUUUUAUGAUUUCUGACGGCUGACAGUAAAAUUGCAUGGUAGAAUAUUAAUGGUUUAUUCAGAAGCCCUUUGUUUGGUAAGCACUAUAGUAUAGUUGCUUAUUGGAAGCUUGAUAGAAAUGUUGGGACAAACGUUUUGGAAGCUUGUUCACCUGGACAUUAAGGUUACUAACUGGAGCAUUAUGUUGCCAAAUUGUACAUAAGGAUUCUCAGUGGAACAUUGAUAGGUAUGGCAAUAGGGUUACUUAGUGCAACUUCAUUGCGAUAAACAGUAUGGUUACUCAGUUAAACUUUACCACGAUUGACAAUAUGGUGAUUCAGUGAAACAUUACAGCAAGACAAGAAGGUUAAUAAGUGGAAUCUUACUAUGAUUGACAAUAUGGUUAUUUAGCGAAACAUUACUACAAUUGACAAUAUUGUUAAUAAGUUAUCAUGAUUGACAAUAUGGUUUAGUGAAACCUUACUGCAAUUGACAAUAUGGUUAUGCAGUGAAACUUUACCAUGAUCAACAGUAUGAUUACUUAGUGAAACCACUCAAGGUUGACAAUACAGUUACUAAGUGGAUCUUUGUUGUAUGAGGCACUGUGGAUCAUUAAUUUUGCAAUAGAUUAUGUAAGGUUAUACUCAUGCGACUAGAUGAAAUUGUUACUCAGUGGAACCUUGUUGGGCCCUUGUAUAGUUACUUAUUGGAGCCUUGUUAGGAUUGACAUAAGGUUACUCAGUGGGCCUUGUAUUUACACACUGGAUGGGUUUGCUUGUCUGAUGUGGUAUGUAAAUACAUUAUAUCUUUAUUUGAAAAAUCUAAGAGAGCUUUUGUGACUGAAACAUUAUUGAAAAUUUGUGUAAUAGUUUACUUUUUAAUAAAUUGCAUUUAUACAAACUUUUUGCAAUGAUGUAGAUAAUAAAAGAUUUUACAAAUGAAUUGUAUCAUCAUUAAGAGAUGUAUUGACAAUUGAAUGACGAAGGUAUUGUAUUUAUAGAAUGUAAACUUGUGAAAAAAGAAUCUAUUCUGAAAUGAUUCUAGAAACAGGCACAAUUUUACAAAUUGUGUUUGGUUUGAGGUGAUCUUUACCAUAUGCAAUGUUGUCUCUAUGGUUAAAUUAAAGUUACUGUAAAAUCACUUAUUUUUGUGAGGGAUUUAUUUUCAUUGGAUUUUUUGGGUACUCUUACUCACGAAUUUAUAUCUACAAAAUAAUAAACGAACAUGGAUGAUAGUACUAGUGGAUUUCGUGAGCAAGAUUUCACACAAAAUCAAGUGCUAACAAAAAUGUAUAUUUUUGGAAAAUCACAAAAUUUCAGCCCCAUGCAAAAUAUUGGAUUUUACGGUAAAAAAAAAUGAAACAUUGUAAUGAAACUGAAACCAGAUACUAUAACAUGACAUUGUGUUUUGUCUUCUGUAUAUGAUUGAUACUAAUAUGUUAUACACUGUUAAUUAAUACAAAUAUAAUGUGGAUAAUAUUAUGAAGAAAUAAAAACAUGUGAUAUUUUGAAAUUUGUGUUUUUAGUGUCUCUCAAAAUAAUUGAAAUCUGAAGUUUAAAGUGGCUUUUAGAGUCUUAUUCAAAAUACUUCUUUUAUUUUCUUCUAUGAUACACAAUCCUAUCUGUAAUUACAACUUGUUUGUGAUCAAGUUUUAGGAACAUGUAUAUAUCGUAUCUUUCUUGCAAUAAGACCAGGGAAUUACUCAUCACUUACUCAAAGUUAGCGGAUGACAUUAUUUUGAGACAAUGAAUAAACAUUCACCUGUAAUUUAAUGGUCAGUUAUAUGAUGGAUGGGCUUAUUACCAGACGUUUUAUCACAUUUAUGUUUAUUGUUAUGACAUAGACUUCUGGAUUGUUUACAAUCGUGUGCUAAUGUGUAUGAUAGAGGACCAAGUCACUUAUUUAUCUUAAUUGGAGCUGACUGUCGAUGGCCAUACUUUUCUAGUAAUAAGCCGGGGUAUGUUAAUUAGCCCACAUACCUUUUUGAUUGUCUGCAGAGUAAACCAAAUAAUUCUAAUUAUAGUCCUGUAUUAAACCCACUGACUGACUUCAAAUGCCAUGGUGAUGUACUAGCAACCCAUUUCUGUUUGAUGCUCAGUAGAAUGAUGUUAUUUCUUUGUCCUAUAAUAAGCCCAUCCCCUGAUUCUGGUCCCUGGGCUUAUUUCAGUGUAAAUGUGGUAAUUACUUCCUCAGUUAACAAUAUUGUGAUGAUAUUUCAAGAUAUUAUUGUAAGUUGCUGUAAUAUUUUAAGUCACAUGAGAUCAGGUCUCUUGAAAACGUCUUUUUUAUUUUGUAUAAUGGUAAAAAAAAUUAUAUUGUGUAAAUAGAUGCCAUUAUGGAAAUGCGAAACAAAUGAGUGCUAUUUUUCCACUUUUUAUGUACAUUUUGUAUAUGAUAAUAUAUGUUACUUGUUAUAAUCUCAAGUUAUAUCAGUGUUUGUAAGUUUUGGGACAAAAUCUGAAAUCAUGGUUAUGUUCUGAAUGUUACAAAAUUAGAACUUGAUUUCCUCUGUUUUUUAAGAUUCCUUUCUCAUUUCUUGUAACUUUGUGUAAAAUUUAUCGUUCUUGAAGUUUUUUCUCUUUGAUUAGAAAACAUUUUUGGUAUCCCUGCAAUAGUAUUGCUUGUUAUGCUAUAUGUUAAGCAUUGUGUUACUUUUAUAUUAAUAUUGAAAAUGUGAAACGCUUUUCAGAUAACUUUUAUGUCAAAGGUUUAAAAAUACAGUCUGUAAUUCAUUAAAUGAUUGACAUUCUGAGUUAGAACAGCUAAAAUAUUACACACCCUAUUUAGUUAACAGGUAGGAGGGUUUAGGGGAAUAUAUAGAAUCACUUUGUGCAUCUGUCUGUAUAUACAAAUAUUGUGUACAAGAUAUCUCAUGAGCACCUUGACAGAGUUAGUACAUGUUUACAACUUAGCAUCACACGAUCAGAUUCUAAACUUAAUCAGAUUUUUGUGGUCAUCAAUCAACUGUAAUUGUCAACUGUCAUCAUUGACCACUUUUGAAAAUAUUUGUGUAAAUGAUAUCUCAUGGCUCCCUGAACAGAUUUAAUAUAGAUCAGGGAUUGGAGACUGUAUCUAUGGUGUGAGCUCCAGCUCACUUUUUUUGUAUUUCAAGAUAAGUAAGUAAUUUGUGAUUUCUAAUAUGAUUACAAUAGAUAGGAGAAAAACAGAAUGACAGGGUGCCAAAAAUGGGGUGUGUCAACCAACCAACCAUUAGUCUGUUCUGGAGAUGUACAUUUAAUGAACCAUAGUAUCUAAUCAAUACUUUAGUUUUGUAUUCUUUUUUCACAGCAUGGAAUUCAAACAUAUGAAUGUAUAAUAUAUUUGUGAUCACAUUUUUUAUUUCAAAGUCAGUAAUACCGAAUGUGCCAUAACUAUUUUCUGAAAUUAAAACAAAUUUUUUCCACUAAUUUCAUGGUUUUCACAGGAUGUCUAUGUGCAUGGUCACCAUCGGUCCUGAGUUGCUAACUGUUUUUUUGCAUGACAUUAAUUUUUUUUAUCUUUAGUAGACAAAAGAUGGUCUUACAAUCAAUUUACCUGCUUUUGUAGGCAUGUAUAGACAUGUAUUUACUGUUAAUAAAUGGCAAGUCCACUGGAUGUUUAAAUGACGUACAAUUGAUUAAAUACAUGUAUAUUUGCACCAUA